Messenger RNA from Schistocerca americana (American grasshopper), 1673 nucleotides. RefSeq names its product facilitated trehalose transporter Tret1-2 homolog. Gene Ontology annotation, biological process: transmembrane transport. The coding region runs from base 122 to 1291 and encodes 389 amino acids. Lineage: Eukaryota; Metazoa; Arthropoda; Insecta; Orthoptera; Acrididae. Gene Ontology annotation, cellular component: membrane. Gene Ontology annotation, molecular function: transmembrane transporter activity. The record is from RefSeq and is a predicted model, not a curated record. The transcript is spliced from 5 exons.
CAGCCUGGGCCGCCGCCGCCUGCUCGCCGCCGCCGCCGUGCCCAGCGCCGCCGCCUGGCUCGCCGUCUACUUCGCCAUCGGCGACAUCGACUCUCUGGAGGGAUCGUUAGCAGACAGCGGUAUGUACUCGACCAAACUGUGGAUUCUGCUGAGCGGACGAGUCCUGCUAGGUGUCGCUAUGGGCGUCGCCACGGUGGUGGCACCUCUGUACUCUGAGGAAAGCUGUGACGUGGCCAUCCGCGGCCGCCUGGGGGUGGCGCAGAACCUGCAGAUCGACGCGGGCAUCCUGCUGGCCUACACGCUGGGCGCUGCGGGGGCGUCGCUGGAGACACAGACCCUGGUGCCGGUGGCCGUGCCGCUGGUGCAGUUGGUAGCCCUGCUGUGGAUCCCCGAGAGCCCAGCCCACCUGGCCGCAGCGCCGGAGGCCGAGGCGAUGCGCCGGGCGCCCAAGGCGGCGCGAUGGCUGCGGCUGGAGCUGGACCCUCUGGAGCGGCGGAGGCGGGAGGCCGAUGCGAGGGGAGGCAAGGAGACGCCUCCACUCAGGGUCAGGUGUCGGGCGCUGCUGAUAGUCGUGGGACUGAUGACGUUGCGACAGUUUCUAGGCAUCAACGCGUUCAUCUACUACACAGUCGACAUCUUCCAACAAGCUGGCAGCUCACUAUCGCCAGAGAUGGCGACCUUGGUGGUUGGAAUCGUUCAGCUGGUGGCGACGGCGCUGGCCGGGGCGGUUGUGGAGCGCGCGGGCCGGCGGCCGCUUCUGCUGGCGUCCGGCGUGACGGCGGCGCUCAGCCACGCGGCGCUCGCCCUCUCCGCGUCGCCGUGGGCGGCGGGCGCCACCUGGCUGCCGCUGCUCGCCAUCAACGUCUUCUUCGUCGCCUUCGCGGCCGGCUUCGGCUCGCUGCCCUGGUUCAUCACGGCCGAGGUGGUGCCCACGCCGGACGCCGCCUGGAUGAGCGGGCUGGCCGUCGCGUGCAACUGGUCUCUCAUCUUCGCCGUCACCAAGGUGUUCCCGGAGAGCGUGGCAAAGCUGGGCCGCCAGAUGACGUUCGCGCUACUCGGCGUGCUGAGCACGGUGACGACGCUCUUCGCGCUGCUGUUCGUCCCCGAGACGAGGGGGAAGCCCCGGGACGCCAUCCAGAGGGAGCUGCUGGAGGAGAGCGUGUUCGUGCUGCCCUGCUGCGCGCGCAGCCACCAGCGCGUCAAGCCGACCGAGCGCGCAGGCGCAAGCGCCGGCGAGCAGCAGCCGCUGGCCGACUACGGCGCCUCUGUCGCUCCUCCUCGGUACUCGUAGGAGCGGAACGAAGAGGACUUCACACAGUGCCCUGUUCACAGUUGUACUAUCGUGCUCUUUUCUAGUUGGUACCAUAAUCAGCCUGUAUGAUACGCCGUACUGACCACUGCCAAACAACAUUAUUCUUGCCGCAUCUCAGGGACAAGAGGCAGACUUGGGAGUUUCAGACGCAGAUGGGUAACAGGUCGCUGUGUUUCUUCGGGUUAUCACUUAAAGGCAAUAUUUUUUCCUGUGUACUUGUGUAAAAGACUAUUGUUACAUACAGUGUGUGUGGACGAAGAAAGUGAUGUCAGUAAAAGUUCGAUCGUCAGUAAAUUACGCCAUGUCAGCUCCCCUUUCCCUAAUUUCAUACGAAGAAUACAUACUGAAUCACGCCGAAUGA